Messenger RNA from Corythoichthys intestinalis (scribbled pipefish), 2197 nucleotides. RefSeq names its product polyunsaturated fatty acid lipoxygenase ALOX8-like. Gene Ontology annotation, molecular function: oxidoreductase activity, acting on single donors with incorporation of molecular oxygen, incorporation of two atoms of oxygen; protein binding; iron ion binding. NCBI's taxonomy places the organism in Eukaryota, Metazoa, Chordata, Actinopteri, Syngnathiformes, Syngnathidae. The transcript is spliced from 14 exons. Gene Ontology annotation, biological process: arachidonate metabolic process; hepoxilin biosynthetic process; linoleic acid metabolic process. The coding region runs from base 73 to 2124 and encodes 683 amino acids. The record is from RefSeq and is a predicted model, not a curated record.
CACUUUGUCUGUUUACUUGCGCAGAACUGAUGGCACCUGCAUGUUGUUGACAAGUAUCACUAUUGUAGUAAAAUGGCAGAGUACACACUCACACUGACAACAGGUGACAUGCUAGACGCAGGUACCUUUAGUAAUGUCUUUGUCAGUCUGGUAGGCACAGAAGGUCAGUCCAACCGCACACAGUUGACCAGUACUGGACUGGGUAAUGAAACUGGGAAGGUGGGAAGAUUUUCAGUGACGACUGCAUUCACUUUGGGAUUCCUGCUCCUCCUGCAAGUAGAAAAAGAUCCUUUUCAUGAAUUGGAAGAUGAGUGGUUCUGUUCCACUGCCGUGGUGAGGACACCAGAGGACGAUGACGUUUUCUUCCCCUGCUACAAUUGGCUGUCAAGUGGCGAAAUUGUGGUUUUGAGAGGAGGCAGAGCCACAAAAGCAUAUGAAGACUACCUUCCGCUACUUGAAGAACAACGAAAAAAGGAAUUGGUCCAACAGAAGUUGACAUACAAAUGGGAUGAGUACGCUGAAGGAAUGGCUUUUAUUCUAAAUAUCAAAGACCCAAAUUCCCUCCCAGCUGAAGUACGCUACUCAUACUCAAAAGCCAGGGAGUUUGCGUACAGGGUGAAGUUUGCAAGAGAUGAGCUCUUGGAAACUGGCUUACUAAAUAAUGUGUCACUAUGGGAAGACUUUGAGAGCAUGAAGAAUGUUUCCUGGUUCACAAAAUCAACAGUUGCAGAACUAGUGUCACAGCUGUGGAAGAAAGACGACUUUUUCGCAUACCAGUUUCUCAACGGCGUCAAUCCUUUCUUGAUCCGACGUUACUCCAAGCUGCAGUCCAACUUUCCAGUCACAGAGGAAAUGGUGAAGCCAUUUUUGGCCAAUGGGACAACUCUAGCGAAAGAGAUGGAGGUACUUAGCCCGAACAACAGGCAUGAAAAUGGGUCAUGGGUUAAACAGAAUGGCAACAUUUUCAUUGUCGAUUACAAACUCAUGGAGGGUCUGCCAACAACUGUUCUGGAUGGUAAACGCGUUCCUCUGACUCCUGCCCUCUGCCUACUUUACAUGUCCCCUGAGAAGAAAUUACUACCAAUUGCCAUUCAGCUUGGCCAGCAGCCUUCCAAGGACAAUCCCAUUUUUCUGCCCAAUGACUCAGAGGCGGACUGGCUACUGGCGAAGCUGCACGUGAGACACGUGGACACCUUGCAAUGCUAUUUAGUCGAACAUUUGCAAAAUACUCACUUGAUAGCGGAGGUCUUUGCAAUGGCGACACUUCGCAACCUGCCAAUGGUGCACCCCCUGCACAAGCUACUGAUGCCUCAUCAUCGGGGUACCCUGUAUGUGAAUACUCUAGCUCGGACUUAUCUGUAUGGCCCGGGAAGGACUUUUGAUAUUACUUCCAUUUCAGCAGAGGCACAACUGCCGCUCUUGAGAAAGGCGCUGUCCCAGUUGACCUACACUUCACUCUGUCCUCCAGAUGACAUUGCUGCCAGAGGUCUUGAGUCCAUCCCCAACUAUUAUUACAGAGAUGAUGCUUUAAGGAUGUGGAAUGUCAUCCACAGCUUUGUCAAAGCAGUGGUGACAUACUACUAUCCAUUGGACAUCGAUGUGUCUGCAGAUUUGGAGCUCCAGGAAUGGGUUAAUGAGAUUUUCAACUAUGCGUUUUUGGGUAACGCGGCAUCAGGUUUCCCAUCGACUAUUGAAAAUGUUGAAGGGCUUAUCAAGUACGUUACAAUGAUGAUCUUCACCACGUCAGAACGACAUACUUCAGUCAACAUGGGACAGAUUGAUUAUCAAAAUUGGAUCCCCAAUGGUCCAGUGUUACUACAUUUGGAACCACCAACUAUAAAGGGAAAUGCUACCAUGGAUGACAUACUGUUGACUCUACCCAACAAGUCAACAGGAUCACGCACCAUGUCUGUUAUUUGGCUUCUUAGCGAGAAAUACGAUGACUUUGUCCCGCUGGGUCAGUAUCCUCAACGCUUUAGCGAGCCUGCAGUCUUGAGGAUGAUUGAAGAUUUCCAAGCAGAAUUGUCCACAAUCAGCGAUGCCAUCGAUAAGAGGAACGAGGAGCUUCAGCUGCCCUAUCCAUACUUGAACCCCAGACACACUGAAAAUAGUGUGACUAUUUAAGAUAAAACUGACGAGUUGGCAUGAUGAAUUAAGUGUAUUAAAUUUGUUGGUUAAUAAAGUCUCUGCUGGUUGA